AUGAAGCGGUUGACUAAUGCCAAACCUCGUCCUAAGCUCCCAGACUAUUGUGAUGUCGAGCCACGACGCGAUGAUGCUGGGAGGAUUAUAUGGCCUGCCCCGCAGCCCGCCAUGGACAAGGCCAGAGAAUUCAUUAAGGAAUGUGCUGCCAGUGGCAAGAAGACCUUGAUUGUGCCAGACAAAGAUGCUGAUGGCCUCUCAUCAGGCGUCACGUUAUAUCGAACGCUAACAACCCUGGGCCUGGACCUCUCGUUAAUCGACGUCCAUCUGGUUCAAAAGGGCUCCAAUAUCCAUGUUCAGUCCGAACGUGAAGCUAUGGCUGCAAAGAAUCCAGCUUAUAUCUUCGUCCUGGAUCAAGGCUCUAUGGCCGCACCACCGGUCACUGAUUCACCGAGCACCAAAUCUCUAAUCAUCGAUCACCACUUGAGCGAUCACUUUCCAGAAGGUGCCCAAGUAGUUUCCGCUUGUCAUUAUCCACCCGUAGCAACGACGUCCUUACUCACGUAUGAGAUUUGCACACCACUUGCCCCCGAGAUUACUUCGUCUUGCGCCUAUCUUGCCUGCAUUGGCACUCAUGGCGAUUUGGGCAACACCUUGAAAUGGUCUCCUCCGUUUCCGGACAUGACGGAGACGUUCAAGAUCCACACGAAGAAGUCCAUCAAUGAUGCUGUGUCUCUCGUCAAUGCUCCUCGUCGAACAACGAAAUACGAUGUCAUGACGGCAUGGACUGCCCUGCUUCACUCCAAGGACCCAAGAGAUCUUCUGAACAAUGGCCGACUCCAAAGUGCGCGAGCAGAAAUCAAUACAGAAGUCGAGUUAAAUACCCAUACUCCUCCCAAAUUCAGUUCCGAUGGAAGAAUUGCAGUUCUGCGGAUUAGCACCCCCGCACAAGUUCAUCCGGUCAUAGCAACCCGUUGGGCAGGAUACCUCAAUUCAAAAGCUUUAGAGAUAGUCAUCUGCGCCAACUCUGGCUAUCUUCCUGGUAUGGUAAAUUUCUCUUGUCGAAUUGCUCGCUGCGCAAGAACAAGAGACCCUCCCGUCAAUAUAAUCGAGAGUCUGAAAGCCGCAGCAGAUCUUUCGGCUGAUGGGCUCAAGGAUAGAUUAGGAGAGAGCUUCGCAAGAGGACACAAGGAAGCAAGCGGUGGGGUUGUGCCCAUGGAAGCUUUCGAGGAAUUGAUGCAAUUGCUAAAAAUUGGCGAGAGGCCAGAAAAGAAAGAAGAUGGCGGGGAGCCGAAACCGAAAAAGCCCAAGACGAUCGAGAAGAGUCCUCAGAAGAAUACCAUUGGGAAUUACUUUCAGAAAACUUGA
Messenger RNA from Rhinocladiella mackenziei CBS 650.93, 1308 nucleotides. RefSeq lists its product as uncharacterized. NCBI's taxonomy places the organism in Eukaryota, Fungi, Ascomycota, Eurotiomycetes, Chaetothyriales, Herpotrichiellaceae. The record is from RefSeq and is a predicted model, not a curated record. The transcript has 2 exons. Bases 1 to 1308 code for a protein of 435 amino acids.